AUGCCCCCCUCGAAGCCAAAGCCUUCAGAGAUCGCCGCUGAGGCGAAGAAAACUUACGUCCCUUAUAUACGCAGUGCAUGCCCGCAGUGGCCAGCUACUUCGUACUUAUGCCAUUCGGAUUCUCUACGAGAUCAGCCAAUUAGGGAAUCAAGACAGUAUACAUUUGGUAGCUUUUAUGAACGAGAUCCCGUGGAUCUAGCUCUUGAAUGGACGGCCAGCGAGAAUGAUCGACCCAUUCCAGUCAUCAUGCCGGCACAUGAAAGGCGACCAGGUGGUGAUUGGGAAGCUGGUGUUAUGCAACCGGAAGAAUGCUUAGCCAGACGAAGCACUCUAUAUACUUGCUUAACGACACCAGCCUCAGAUAACAUCACCUCGAAUAAUUACCCUAUUCCCGAACGAGCUGGUAUUAUCUCUCAGAACUUGUUUUUCCGCAAUGGACCAGAAAAGUAUGAGCCGUGGUCAGAAUACAAAUCACUGCCCAUAAUUUCUGUCCCUACCGUCAAGCGUCCUAAGCUUGAUAGCUCAGGCAAAAAGUACUCUUUUAAAACGGAACGGGAAUUGAUGAAAGCUUCCAUUAAGACCGCCUUGCGGAUUGCAAUUUUCUACGGUUAUGAUAAGAUUGUAAUCGGAACGUAUGGGCUUGGCCCAGGUUUCAAGAAUCCACCAGAAGAAGUUGCAAAUAUCUGGCGUGAGCUGCUCGUUCGUGACAACGAGUUCAAUCAGCAGUUUUCAGCCAUCAUCUUUGCCUUUGAGCCAUGUGAAGGUCCCGGAGGCUCCAGCUCCAGCAGUCCAAGUUCCUCAUCAAAAAGUUCAAAGUCAUCAAGCUCAAGUAACAAAACUUGUUUCACUCACGAACUCGAAAUUUUCAGGCAGACGUUCAAGCCAGCAAAUCUCCAUGGCGCGUUCAAGGCUUGA
Botrytis sinoallii is the source of this 915-nucleotide messenger RNA. RefSeq lists its product as uncharacterized. The record is from RefSeq and is a predicted model, not a curated record. The coding region runs from base 1 to 915 and encodes 304 amino acids. NCBI's taxonomy places the organism in Eukaryota, Fungi, Ascomycota, Leotiomycetes, Helotiales, Sclerotiniaceae. The transcript is spliced from 5 exons.